AUGGGCAAGCCCCACUUAAUGAAAUGUCUCAUCUUACUCUGCUAUUUGAGGGUUUUCUCUGGGUCACUUUCAGGCGAUAUUAACAAAUCUGAUAAAGUACUGGUUCAUGAAAGUAACAAUGUUGUGGAAAUUGUGCAGUGUAGGAUGUGCCACCUGCAGUUCCCUGGAGAAGAGUGCUCCAGAGGAAGAGGAAUAUGUACUGCGACGGCAGAAGAGGCAUGUGUGUCUGGAAAGAUCUUCAGAAAGGAUGGUUCCAAAUGGUUAUACUUCAUGGGCUGCUUAAAGAACUGUGCUAAUGUGAAAAAAAUAAAGUGGGGCUCCUAUCUGGUGGACUUCAGGUGCUGCCGGGGCUACGACAUGUGCAAUGAAAAGUUUUAA
This is a messenger RNA of Psammomys obesus (fat sand rat), 378 nucleotides long. It is a transcript of the gene Pate1, whose product is annotated as prostate and testis expressed 1. Bases 1 to 378 code for a protein of 125 amino acids. The record is from RefSeq and is a predicted model, not a curated record. The transcript is spliced from 5 exons. Lineage: Eukaryota; Metazoa; Chordata; Mammalia; Rodentia; Muridae.